Diaporthe amygdali is the source of this 1713-nucleotide messenger RNA. RefSeq names its product tannase subunit. The record is from RefSeq and is a predicted model, not a curated record. NCBI's taxonomy places the organism in Eukaryota, Fungi, Ascomycota, Sordariomycetes, Diaporthales, Diaporthaceae. Bases 1 to 1713 code for a protein of 570 amino acids. The transcript has 2 exons.
AUGUCGUCCCUCACUGACGUUUGCUCCGUGGCAAACGUGCAGGCUGCCCUUCCCGCUAAUGGCACAAUCCUCGGCGUCAACCUGAUCCCUUCCUCCGUCACUGCUGCCGUUGCCAACUCGUCGGCCAGCUCAGGCGGCAUGGGCGGCAUGAAAAAGCGAGAUACCAGCUCCCUCUACUGCAAUGUUACUGUCCAAUACACCCACACUGGUAAGGACGACUCCGUUCUGUUGUGGUACAGCUUCCCGGAUCCCGAUGCUUUCGAGAACCGUUUCUACAUCGGCGGUGGCGGUGGCUACUCCGAGGGCACCAGCAACCCUACCGGCGGACUCUCCUACGGAGCCGUUUCUGGAUCAACCGACUCUGGCUACAGCGGAUUCGAAAACAGCCUCGAUGAAGUAGUCCUCAACGGAAACGGUUCUCUCAACUGGGACAACAUCAUGAUGUUCUCUUACCAGGCCCAGGGAGAGACUGCGUUGGUUGGAAAAGAGAUGGCAAAGGGUUUCUAUGGUCUGUCUUCUGACACCAAGAUCUACACCUAUUUCGAGGGAUGUUCCGAUGGUGGUCGUGAGGCCAUGAGUCAAGCCCAGCGUUACGGUGAUGUCUACGACGGCAUCGUUGCCGGUGCUCCUGCUUUUCACCACGCCCAGCAGCAGGUUAACCACCUCACUUCCUCGGUCACCGAGGUUGUGGAGGGUUACUUCCCGCCCCCUUGCGAGAUGUCCAAGAUCGCCAACGCCACUAUCGCUGCUUGUGAUCCCCUGGACGGCCGAACUGAUGGCGUUGUGGCCCGAACUGAUCUUUGCCUGCUCAACUUCAACUUGACCUCCAUCAUCGGCGAGUCCUACUACUGUGCUGCUUCGACUAGCAGCUCUCUCGGAUUCGGCUUCAGCAAGCGUGCUGCGGGUUCCACGACCAGCACAACUCCCGAACAGAAUGGCACCGUCACUGCCGAGGGUGUCGCUCUGGCACAGAAGCUCUACUCUGGACUGACCCUCUCCACCGGCGAGCAGGUGUACCUCCCAUGGCAAAUCGCUUCCACUUUCGAUGACGCUGCGACAACCUACGACAACACUACCGCAUCCUGGGGUGUCACCAUUCCUUCGACCGGCGGAGUCUUCGUUGCCAAGUUUGUCGAGCUCCUCGAUGAGGACAAUGUGCAGAGCCUUGACAACGCGACCUAUGAGACGCUUUACGAGUGGAUGCAUGCCGGCUACAUCAGAUACUAUGACUCCCUGCAGACCGGUUACACUGACCUGAGCGUCUUCAACAACAACGGUGGCAAGCUGCUCCACUACCACGGCGAGUCCGACCCGUCCAUCCCGCCUCCGUCCUCCGUCCGCUACCACGAGGCCGUCCGUGAGGCCAUGUACCCCAACGUCGGAUUCAACCAGUCCGUCUCAUCAAUCUCCGACUGGUACCAGUUCUACCUCGUUCCCGGUGCGGCCCACUGCGGCACAAACUCGCUGCAGCCCGGCCCCUACCCUGCAAACAACAUGGACACCAUAAUCAGCUGGGUCGAGCAGGGUGUUACGCCCACCCGCCUCAACGCCACUGUCUCUAGCGGUGACUACUCUGGCGAGGUGCAGCAACUCUGCCAGUGGCCCACACGCCCAGUCUGGACCAGCGACACAGCCUUCAACUGCGUCUUUGACCAGGCAUCUUACGACUCCUGGCAGUACGACCUGAACGCUUGGAAGAUCCCGGUCUACUAA